Exserohilum turcica Et28A is the source of this 762-nucleotide messenger RNA. RefSeq lists its product as uncharacterized. Lineage: Eukaryota; Fungi; Ascomycota; Dothideomycetes; Pleosporales; Pleosporaceae. The record is from RefSeq and is a predicted model, not a curated record. The coding region runs from base 1 to 762 and encodes 253 amino acids. The transcript has a single exon.
AUGGGCCUUGGUUCGCACGUGCUGGGGGCAGCUGCCGUCGCUGCCUGCGUCUUGAGGCUUCAGCCACCGCCGCCACCCCCGAUUGGGCCUAGCGCUCGCCAGAUGCAGCCGCUGCGCACACAGCUGGAGCAUAGCCACAGCUGCUGCACCUUGGUUGACCCGCGUCUCAACACGCACACUCGCACACACACUCAUACACAGACAUUACGACAUGACGCUCGAUUGAUUGUGCCAAAAACGCCCAUGUCCGGCUGCGCCUGCUCCAGGCCGGACAGACAGGUGCUUACUUGGCUGGAGGCCCCGCCCGACUACAGGGGAAUGGCAGGUGGUGGUGGUGGUGAGAACAGUGGUACCGGCAGACAAAAACAGCAGCAGAAGCAAAACACGGCCAGCUUCGUGGGCGGCCUUGAUUGCGCGCCAGCUGGGCGGCUCAAGGGCAGCGGAAGGGCAGCGGAAGGGCAGCGGAAGGGCAGCGGGAAGGCAGCGGCAGUGACAGUGACAGUGACAGCGACAGCGACAGACUCAGCUCACUCGCACUCGCACUCGCACUCGACAGGCGCCGGCCGACGGGCGCGGCGUGCAGGGCGCUACCGUCCCUACCGCGCGUGCAGUCAUGGUGCUUGCAGCUUGCUCGUCUUGUCUGACCGGAUUUCCUGGCCCCACCGCACGCGUGCAUUUGGGCCCGCUGGUGACUCUUUCGGCCUGCACCCUGGGCGGCGCUGGCAGCAGUUCGCCCGCUGCCGAGUCGGACGUGGCACCUAA